GGUGUGGUAUAGAGAGAAAAGGAGAGGAAGCGGCCGCCAGACCCACCAAGGCAACGGCUGCUGAGCGAGAGAGAAAGACAAGCUGCCGCUCGGGCUUCCCUUGCCUUGGAUCGAGCGCGAGAGUCCCCGGAGGCGCCGCUGGCGAGGCAGCCCUCGGGAAAGGGCGCUUCGGGGGACUCCCGGCAGAAAGAGGCGGUCUUGACAGGGGGCGGGCUUCGGAGGUUGCCCGAAACAGCCAGGGCCAAGGCUGCCAUCCUCCCCCGCCUCUGCCUUCGUCCCGUUCCCUGGUGUUAAAUCCGCCCGGGGGCUGCGGCUGCUGCUGCUUCCUCCGCGUAAAGCACCAGCCUUUUCUCGGCGGCUCCGAGUUUCCAUUUUGGAUGGAAACGUAGCCAGGGCUCUUCCCGGAGAGACCCCCGAAGCGUGAGAGAGAGAGAAAGAGAGAGAAACACACACACACGGACACCCCGAGGGAAGUUCGCGGAGAAGCCCGCCUCUGCCUCCCCUCCGGCUCGCCUCCCAAACAAACAAGCCAGCCGGAAAAGUCUCAGGAAGCUGCCAAGAAGGAGCGUGACAGAGACUCGCCCCGAGGAAAAGAAGGAGGCGGAGAAGAAGCAGCAGCCUUUGCCCUCCCAUCUUCCGUCCUGACCGCCUCCCCCUUUGCUUGAAUCCACCUUCCCUCCGCCGUCCUCUCUCCUUCCUUCGGAAGCGUCAAGGGGGCUGCCAUAGCCGGACCGAGAGGAUGGCUUCGACCGCAACCUGCACCAGGUUUACCGACGAGUAUCAGCUCUUUGAGGAGCUUGGGAAGGGAGCUUUCUCAGUGGUGAGAAGAUGCCUGAAAAUCACUACAGGACAAGAAUAUGCUGCCAAAAUUAUCAACACUAAAAAGCUGUCAGCAAGGGAUCACCAGAAAUUAGAGAGAGAAGCUAGAAUCUGUCGCCUUUUGAAGCACCCGAAUAUCGUGCGACUUCAUGAAAGCAUAUCAGAAGAAGGAUUUCAUUACUUAGUCUUUGAUUUAGUUACGGGAGGCGAAUUAUUUGAAGAUAUUGUUGCAAGAGAAUAUUACAGUGAAGCAGAUGCAAGUCAUUGUAUACAGCAGAUUCUAGAAAGUGUUAAUCAUUGUCACCUAAAUGGCAUAGUGCACAGAGACCUCAAGCCUGAGAACUUGCUUCUAGCGAGCAAGUCAAAAGGAGCAGCUGUAAAACUGGCAGAUUUUGGAUUAGCAAUUGAAGUGCAGGGUGAACAACAGGCCUGGUUUGGCUUUGCUGGUACACCAGGAUACCUUUCCCCUGAGGUGCUACGAAAAGAUCCCUAUGGGAAGCCGGUAGAUAUGUGGGCUUGUGGUGUUAUACUCUAUAUCCUCUUGGUGGGAUACCCUCCCUUUUGGGAUGAAGAUCAACACAGACUCUAUCAACAGAUCAAAGCUGGUGCCUAUGAUUUUCCUUCCCCAGAAUGGGAUACGGUGACCCCAGAAGCGAAAGAUCUUAUCAACAAAAUGCUUACAAUCAAUCCUGCCAAACGCAUCAAUGCAACGGAGGCCCUCAAACACCCAUGGAUCUGUCAACGCUCUACUGUUGCUUCUAUGAUGCACAGACAGGAGACCGUAGAUUGUUUGAAGAAGUUCAAUGCAAGAAGGAAACUCAAGGGAGCCAUUUUAACAACAAUGUUGGCUACAAGAAAUUUCUCAGCAGCCAAGAGUUUAUUGAAGAAACCUGAUGGAGUAAAGGAAUCAACAGAGAGUACCAACACAACCAUUGAAGAUGAAGAUGUAAAAGCUCGUAAACAAGAGAUCAUCAAGGUUACUGAGCAGCUGAUAGAAGCUAUCAAUAAUGGGGAUUUUGAAGCCUACACGAAAAUCUGCGAUCCUGGUCUUACCUCAUUUGAGCCUGAAGCUUUGGGAAAUCUUGUAGAAGGGAUGGAUUUCCACCGGUUUUACUUUGAAAACGCCUUGUCGAAAAGCAACAAGCCAGUCCACACCAUUAUCCUGAAUCCCCACGUCCACCUGGUAGGGGAUGAUGCCGCCUGCAUUGCAUAUAUCCGACUGACACAAUAUAUGGAUGGAAGUGGAAUGCCCAAAACGAUGCAGUCAGAAGAGACAAGGGUUUGGCACCGCCGUGAUGGAAAAUGGCAAAAUGUUCACUUUCACCGUUCAGGAUCACCAACAGUACCUAUCAACUAAAUGUCAGCGCUGCCCACGUUGUGUCCACGCACUCCGCACUUGGUUGGCUCCCCCCGGGCCAUCCUUUGGCUCUCUUCAUGCAUGUUCUCCGAGUGCAUGAAGCUGUGAAGUUUCUUCAAGUGAUAUGUUUAUGAUCGCAUCAUUUUGUUGUAUAUUCCAUUGAUAGCUUUUGUUUACCCUUCAUUGAAGGAAGUGUUUCAUGGCAGAUGGAAAAAGAGGUACAAGGGUGAAGGGAAAAGGGAAAAAUUGAAAUACGAGAGUAUAUUCAGAUUAUACAUCUCCAGCAAAAAUACAAAUAUCAUCUCUGCAUGUGCACCCUAUAAAAACAAAGGUUAAAAAUAAUUAACUUUGCUUUAUUUUUUAUUCUUUUCUGAGUCAUUUGUUUUUAAAGGUUGUUGCCUAAUCCUUGUGUUAAAGGAGGAUUAAUUGAAUUCCUACUAACAGCAUCUUUAAUGUAGGAUGUAUGGUAAACAUAGUGACUUAGAUCAAAGCAUUUCUAUAGGUUGGAGGUCUUGGGAAGUUGCCUUUGCUGUGAUUCACUAUGUAUAACUGGAAAAAAAAGGGACAAAACUUGCAGAUUUGACUUCAACAAGAAUAAUUGUCACUGCAGUCAUUUGUUCAGCAAAUGUAACAGCAAAUAGGUUUUUUUCUUUCUUUUCUAAUUGCUUAUUUAGCAUCAUUUUCAGGAAAAAAAAUAGCAUUUCUAGCUUUCAGAAGCCAGUGAACAGAUUCAAUAUAGCUUCUGAUAAUAUAGAUUAUGGGUACAAUAAAACUUUUUUUAAUCAUUUUUUGGAUGUACAGUACAUUUAUUAAAGCAAGAUGUAGAGGAUUUUUUUAACUGAUAUUCUAAUAAGAUAAUUUAGCAAUCUAGAACAAUUAGAUCUUAAGAGCUUAGUAGGAGGAGAAGUCUAAAUUUUCUUUGUAUCAAUUUAUUACUGGGAAACACCUGUUUUCUAAUAAUGUUGUCAAAUUUAACAGUAAUUUAUCCAUUUUCCAUGGCUUGUUAGCCUUGAAAGUAUAAAAUAAAUCAAUAAUUGUAGAUUUAUUAAUUUCCUCAUUUUCCUAUAUGUCAAAUGUCCCUCGAAUGUUAAUUAUUGCAUAUAUACCUGCAAUACAAGUAGUUAAAACACAUUAUUUGGAUAAUGUUUGUUUGCUUUUCUUGUAUAAAUAUAACAUUAUAUUUCCA
Thamnophis elegans (Western terrestrial garter snake) is the source of this 3362-nucleotide messenger RNA. It is a transcript of the gene CAMK2D, whose product is annotated as calcium/calmodulin dependent protein kinase II delta. The coding region runs from base 740 to 2176 and encodes 478 amino acids. Gene Ontology annotation, cellular component: cytoplasm; neuron projection. Gene Ontology annotation, molecular function: calmodulin binding; ATP binding; calcium/calmodulin-dependent protein kinase activity. The record is from RefSeq and is a predicted model, not a curated record. The transcript is spliced from 18 exons. NCBI's taxonomy places the organism in Eukaryota, Metazoa, Chordata, Lepidosauria, Squamata, Natricidae. Gene Ontology annotation, biological process: protein phosphorylation.